Molecule: messenger RNA, 1506 nt
Organism: Puccinia triticina
Lineage: Eukaryota; Fungi; Basidiomycota; Pucciniomycetes; Pucciniales; Pucciniaceae
Exons: 4
Coding region: 1-1506 (501 amino acids)
Source: RefSeq, a predicted model, not a curated record
AUGGCCCAUUUGGCAUUGCCCCAUCCGCCCGCAUCCUUCCAUGCCGGCUCACACCAAUAUCGGUAUUGUUAUUCAACACCAUUCUCGGCCCGUUUGCCUCCUCACCCCUCUCCAGCUCAACCCAAUUCGAUCGGUUCCAAACAAUCAACACCAAUCAUGACAGCCACGAAUAUGGAUCAGUCAAUUGACCCUCUCCUGGGCGGCGAUGCUGCAGUCAAUGAUUCUCUCCCCACCUAUACGCAAGUGAUUACUGACCAUCCCGCGGCUACUAAGAAGAAAACUCCCAUCAAGAAAUCCGCCGGAGUCAGGAAGAAACGAAAAGUAUCCGGCAAAUCCAUUAAUAACUCAGACAACGCAAACGACGGCUCCGUGGCCAGUGACCACAAGGAAAAUAGAGACGAGAUUCAGAUUGUCAUUUGCGAGACCACUUUCAAAUUCUACGUUUUGGACCAAGCUUUGAAAGGGAAAAAAAUAUGGGUGCCAAUCAGCUCUGAACGAUCUUUCGACAUUCCGAUCACGGCUAGCCCAGCAGACCAGGCAACCAGCUAUGCCGACUUUGUCACUCAACUCUUGGCUGAAUGCAAAGCCGUCGAGGUAAACACCGGUCGGCUUGUCAUCGAAUCUUGGAAAAGUGAAAAGCCUGCGGUCACCUGGGCUGUCUCCAUCCCUUGGGUGGCUGGUUUUGCAAAGGGCAAGCCAUUCCUUGUUAAUAAUGAGGAGGCUUACAAUAAGUGGAUCGAGGCUCUUGUCGAAAACAAGAGUGAUGCAACAACUCUAUCCCUCAAAAUGAAGAACCCGAACGCCGAAGCCAAACAAGCACACAAUGCUCAGGUCCUAGCUAAAGAGGCCAUACGUACCGAGGCGAAGAGGAUGGUGAUCGAGGCAAAGGAAGCGAAGCGUGCUGAGGACCUGAAGUCGGGCAAGCGCAAUCUGGAGGAUGACAAUGAUGAUGAGGUUGAGGAUCUGCUUGAUGAUGACAACAAGACGGAUUCAGAUGCCGUGAAACUGAUGGUGCGGAAGCUGUACGCAACGCACCCAGCAAACACCCAUUACGACCGAGGACUUCCCGUCUACGUCAACCCCGCCGAUCCCUCUUUAUUCAUUCCCUUGACCCACGGAAAUGCACAGAUAUGGGCAAAAUUGUUGAUACAAUCCAAGAGAGGUGUUUCCCUCCAAUCUCCACCCAAAGUUUUACGCUAUGAAUCAGUCUUGGCCAAACGAAUCUCAUCAAAAGCAAAGGCUCAAGCAAUCGGCGGAUCACAACCAAACUGCCCCAACGCUGGGAUUCGUGAAUAUGUCGAGUUAAUCGGUUUGCGGGAGGCGUCCAAGGUGAUAGAUAUCCUUGUCGAGAACGACAUGAUAAACUAUAAGCCGUUCAGGUCAUCAAACUUGGAUCGAGCGGAACUACGAGGACUCGGAUUGACUAUUGGGGUAGUUACUGAGCUUGCUGAUAAUGUGGGAAAGUUCGAAAGGCACCUCGCCCGCCAAGAAGCACAAGAAGAAUGA